AUGUGCAUUCCUUCUUUCUGUCUUUUUUUUAGUAUUUCUUUCUUUCGUUUUGUCUCUCUGCCUUUCUUUCUUUCGUUUUGUCUCUCUGCCUUUCUUUCUUUCUUUCUUUCUUUCUUUCUUUCUUUCUUUCGUUUUGUCUCUCUGCCUUUCUUUCUUUCUUUCUUUCUUUCUUUCGUUUUGUCUCUCUGUCUUUCUUUCUUUCUUUCUUUCUUUCUUUCUUUCGUUUUGUCUCUCUGCCUUUCUUUCUUUCUUUCGUUUUCUCUCUCUGCCUUUCUUUCUUUCGUUUUGUCUCUCUGCCUUUCUUUCUUUCUUUCUUUCUUUCUUUCUUUCUUUCUUUCUUUCUUUCUUUCUUUCUUUCUUUCGUUUUGUCUCUCUGCCUUUCUUUCUUUCUUUCUUUCUUUCUUUCGUUUUGUCUCUCUGUCUUUUCUUUCUUUCUUUCUUUUUCUUUCUUUUCUUUCUUUCUUUUUUCGUUUUGUCUCUCUGCCUUUCUUUCUUUCUUUCGUUUUGUCUCUCUGCCUUUCUUUUCUUUCUUUCUUUCUUUUUUUCUUUCUUUCUUUCUUUCGUUUCUUUUCGUUUUGUCUCUGCCUUUCUUUCUUUCUUUUCGUUUUGUCUCUCUGCCUUUCUUUCUUUCUUUCGUUUUGUCUCUCUGCAUUUCUUUUCUUUUUCUUUUUCUUUUCUUUCUUUCUUUCUUUCUUUCUUUCGUUUUGUCUCUCUGCCUUUCUUUCUUUCUUUAUUUCUUUCGUUUUGUCUCUGCCUUUCUUUCUUUCUUUCGUUUUGUCUCUCUGCCUUUCUUUCUUUCUUUCGUUUUGUCUCUCUGCCUUUCUUUCUUUCUUUCUUUCUUUCUUUCUUUCUUUCUUUCUUUCUUUCUUUCUUUCUUUCUUUUCUUUCUGUUUUGUCUCUCUGCCUUUCUUUCUUUUCUUUCUUUCUUCUUUCUUUCUUUCUUUCGUUUUGUCUCUUCUUUUUUGUUUCUUUCUUUCGUUUUGUCUCUCUGCCUUUCUUUCUUUCUUUCGUUUUGUCUCUCUGCCUUUCUUUCUUUCUUUCUUUCUUUUCGUUUUGUCUCUCUGCCUUUCUUUCUUUCUUUUUAUUUCUUUCGUUUUUUGUCUCUGCCUUUCUUUCUUUCUUUUCUUUCUUUCGUUUUGUCUCUGCCUUUCUUUCUUUCUUUCUUUCUUUCUUUCUUUCUUUCUUUCUUUCUUUCUUUCUUUCGUUUUGUCUCUCUGCCUUUCUUUCUUUCUUUCGUUUUGUCUUUCUUUCUUUCUUUCUUUUCUUUCUUUCUUUCUUUCUUUCUUUCUUUCGUUUUGUCUUUCUUUCUUUCUUUCUUUCGUUUUGUCUUUCUUUCUUUCUUUCUUUCUUUCGUUUUGUCUCUCUGCCUUUCUUUCUUUCUUUCGUUUUGUCUCUCUGCCUUUCUUUUCUUUUUUUAUUUCUUUUCGUUUUUGUCUCUGCCUUUCUUUCUUUCUUUCUUUCUUUUCUUUCUUUCUUUCGUUUUUGUCUCUCUACCUUUCUUUUUUUUCUUUCUUUCUUUCGUUUCUCUCUCUGCCUUUUUUCUUUCUUUUCUUUCUUUCUUUCUUUCUUUCUUUCUUUCUUUCUUUCUUUCGUUUUGUCUCUCUGCCUUUCUUUCUUUCUUUAUUUCUUUCGUUUUGUCUCUGCCUUUCUUUCUUUCUUUCUUUCUUUCUUUCUUUCUUUCGUUUUGUCUCUCUGCCUUUCUUUCUUUCUUUCUUUCUUUCGUUUUGUCUCUCUGCCUUUCUUUCUUUUUUCUUUCUUUCUUUCUUUCUUUCGUUUUGUCUCUCUGCUUUUCUUUCUUUCGUUUUGUCUCUCUGCCUUUCUUUCUUUCUUUCUUUCUUUCUUUCUUUCUUUCUUUCUUUCUUUCUUAAUUUUUCUCAUCAUAAUCUGCGCAUUCCCAACGAAGAUGUUUUCUUUUUUUUAUUCCUAUAA
This is a messenger RNA of Acanthosepion pharaonis, 1929 nucleotides long. The record is from the annotation of a GenBank genome assembly. Lineage: Eukaryota; Metazoa; Mollusca; Cephalopoda; Sepiida; Sepiidae.